Alternaria conjuncta is the source of this 1386-nucleotide messenger RNA. RefSeq lists its product as uncharacterized. NCBI's taxonomy places the organism in Eukaryota, Fungi, Ascomycota, Dothideomycetes, Pleosporales, Pleosporaceae. The record is from RefSeq and is a predicted model, not a curated record. The transcript has a single exon. Bases 1 to 1386 code for a protein of 461 amino acids.
AUGUUAAAACCAAAACCAAAACGAGACCCAAGCCCGCGCUUGCAAAAGCUGCGUGAGCGCCGAAGGCAAGAGUUCGAUAUGUACACGGAGGCUGAAGAAACUGCGGAAGCUGCAAAGCACGAUUUCGCCGUGACAGGCGUGCCCCUACUGUACAAUUCGCACGGCGGUCCCUACGACGAGUAUUUCAAGAAUGAAUGGGAGCCCUAUUGGGAGGCCCUCGAUGAGCUACUUACUCGCCCUUGGUGGGAGCGAACCUGGAUUGUACAGGAAAUAUGGUGUGCUUCGGAUGCAGUACUACAAUGUGGCUUCACGAUCAUUGAAUGGAAAACGUUUCAGAUGGCCAUGGAUUACUCCGAAGCAUGGGACGAUAUUGGAGACGCCCUGGAAGGCAUGAAAAGAAAGUCGCAGUGGGAUACAUUGCGAAGACGUUAUACACUGGCGAUAAAUCUUGCCAAAGCAAGAGUCAACGGGAGUUCGCUAUCUUCACUGCUUUGGAAUACCUGGGAUCGCGCGUCCACGGAUCCAAAGGACAAGGUAUUCGUUGCAUUGGGAUUGGUGGGCGACACUCAAGGUAUCUCCGUGACACCUGAUUACGGCAAGUCAAUGGAUCAGGUGUACCGAGAGACUGCACAUCACAUCAUGGCAAACGAAGGUCGACUUGACAUCCUACUGGCGGCCAGUGGCAUUCAUAGUAACGAUGGCUUACCGUCAUGGGUACCGGAUUGGCGUCGCGAGGCGUACGCAAAGAAGCCGGUUCUACUUGUCAAUCGCCAUCUACUGAUGAAGCUAUGCUAUCCGGGGUCUAUUGUCAUGGCAGUGCUCCAAGGACAUGGCUAUCGUGCAGCUGGCAACUCGGAGCCAUAUAGUUCCUUCAGCCAGGAUUUACGUGUGAUGACGGUAUUAGGCAUACAGUUCGACAGUAUCGCGGAGGUAUGGGACGUAGAUGUCGCUGCCAUGCGCGAUGGUGAAUUCAUCGAUCAGGCUUUCGACUUCAUCCUUCAAUCGAAGUUUUUGUCUACCGAGGCACGACAGAUAGUGUCAGCGGAAAGAGCAGACCUCGCCACUUCACGGCAUAGUUCGAUCGUAAUGACGACACUUACUGGUGGGGGUAACGUACGGAACGAUAGGAGAGCGCCGACGAUGAGAAACAUUAUGCGACAACGGCGGCUUUUCGUGACGAAGCAGGGAUAUAUUGGGAUUGGCCCAGUAGAGGCCCGGUCCCGUGAUGUGGUCUUCAUCAUCUCUGGCUGCAAUUUCCCGAUCAUACUUCGACCGAGAAAGGACAUGUUCGCGGUUGUUGGUGAAGCUUACAUGAACGGCUAUAUGGCCGGUGAAGCUCUAGCUCUGGCUCCGGCUCGUCCGUGGAGGAAGAUCUCGAUACUGUAG